Molecule: messenger RNA, 1421 nt
Organism: Xenopus laevis (African clawed frog)
Lineage: Eukaryota; Metazoa; Chordata; Amphibia; Anura; Pipidae
Gene: rrs1.L
Product: ribosome biogenesis regulator 1 homolog L homeolog
Biological process (GO): endonucleolytic cleavage in ITS1 to separate SSU-rRNA from 5.8S rRNA and LSU-rRNA from tricistronic rRNA transcript (SSU-rRNA, 5.8S rRNA, LSU-rRNA); ribosomal large subunit biogenesis; ribosome biogenesis
Cellular component (GO): nucleolus; nucleus; preribosome, large subunit precursor
Source: RefSeq, marked provisional
CGCAGGUUCCCGGAUGAGUACACGUGCUUCCGCUUACGCUCCUAGAGAACAUGGCAACGCCGGCAGCAGAAGUGUUUGCCCGAGUCGAGAAAGAAGAGGCGGAAAAGCUAAAGCUCAUCACUGUGAAUAAGGAGCUUGAUGUCGAGUUCGACCUGGGCAAUCUGUUGGCCUGUGACCCAAACGCCACCAGCGUGAGCGCCUUUCGGCAGCAGAAUAAAGAUGAGUUCUUGCGAGCUCUGGCGAGAGACAACACGCAGCUCCUUAUCAAUCGGAUGUGGACGCUUCCAACAGAGAAGCUGCAGGAGGCUAUUGUUGCAAAGCUUCCCGAGCCUGCUACACGUCUACCCAGGGAGAAGCCCGUGCCUAAGCCCAGAGCACCCACUCGCUGGGAAGAGUUUGCUAAGCUCAAAGGGAUCCAGAAGAAAAAGAAAACCAACCUGGCGUGGGACGAUGUGAACAAGGAGUGGCGAAGGCGUUGGGGCUACAAGCGGGCAAAGGACGAUACCAAAGACUGGAUGAUAGAGGUGCCACACACUGCAGAUCCCAAUGAAGACCAGUUUGCAAAGAGAAUGAAAGCUAAGAAGGAGAGGGUGGCCAAAAAUGAGCUCAACCGCCUUCGAAAUAUAGCUCGGUCUGAGAAGAUGAAGGUUCCUGGUGUGGGGCUGACGCCGACCGACCAGCCGACCAAAGCAGAGCUGGGCAAAGCCAUGCAUGUGGCCAAGGUAUCCACUGCCUCUGUGGGCAGGUUCCAGGAUAAACUCCCAAAGGAGAAGGAGCCCAGGAACAUGGGCAAGAAGAGGAAGUUUCAGCCCCUGAUAGGAGACUUCUCUGCUGAGAAAAGCAAGCAGCUAGACAUACUGAAAGUCAUGGACAGCAAGAAGCCAGUCCUGAAUAUGACUAAGGCAGUGAAUAGGCAGAUGAGGGAGGAGGAUGCAGAGGAGGCUGCCAAAAGGAGAAAGGGGGGUAAAAAAGGCAGAGGGGGGAAGCAGCAAGGUGGCAAAAAGGGAAAAGGUAAAGGACCCGGCCGAGGAAAACAUGCUAAGGGUAAAGGAAUCGGUGGGAAGAGGAAGCACAAAUAAUACUGGGACAAACACAUCCUUACUGACUUUCACAUAAUAAGUUGUAUGGUUUAUAACAUUGCAUAAUGGACUGUAUGGAUCUUCAGAAUGUGCUUCUAUUACUAUCAACCCUGCAUCUAUCUGUGCCACAUAAUCCUCUUCAUUCAAGGAAACCUUGUCAAUUCAUCUAUUUGCAGGUAGACGCUAGAAACCUUCAAGUUAAAUGAUUGUGUAUACGUUUCUCACUUUAAGGAUAUAAACUUUCAUGGGUUUUGCAUCUCUCUUCUGUUAAUGUGACUUUGUAACUCCCUCUCAUUAAAAACAUGAAUAUUGGGGGUUAUCAACUGUCUCUAUUAAAAGUUA